GCUGAUGGCAGCCUAGCAACGAAGCAUUGGUUUAUAAAGAAGCUUAAGUCACUCCUUCCCAGGAAAAACAUAGCAGGUCACAGCUUUCGGGCUGGUAGCACUACAGAGUUGGUAGUACGGGGUGUUGAAUUAGCUCUCGUCCAAAAAAUCGGUAGAUGGUCUUCGGAUGCAUUUCAUAAAUACAUCCGGGCACACCCGGCUACGAAUUUAUUUUGGAAGACCACUGAAUCCUGCCAUUCUGCAUCCAUUCAUGUUUACAGCCGGCCUGCUUACGCAGGUGGGAAACCACCGGCUAAUCUUAAGCAUCAAUCUCAAGCAGCAACAGCUUGA
Messenger RNA from Ambispora leptoticha, 330 nucleotides. The record is from the annotation of a GenBank genome assembly. NCBI's taxonomy places the organism in Eukaryota, Fungi, Glomeromycota, Glomeromycetes, Archaeosporales, Ambisporaceae.